Molecule: messenger RNA, 1881 nt
Organism: Talaromyces proteolyticus
Lineage: Eukaryota; Fungi; Ascomycota; Eurotiomycetes; Eurotiales; Trichocomaceae
Exons: 3
Coding region: 1-1881 (626 amino acids)
Biological process (GO): regulation of DNA-templated transcription
Cellular component (GO): nucleus
Molecular function (GO): DNA-binding transcription factor activity, RNA polymerase II-specific; zinc ion binding; transcription cis-regulatory region binding
Source: RefSeq, a predicted model, not a curated record
AUGCAGUCACCACCCUGUGCUCGAUGUCUGAGGUUGAAUAUACCAUGUACAGUAGAGCCAUGCUACCGACGUGUCAACCGAAGAGAUCGCGUGCAGCAGCUAGAAGCCCAAGUCCAAGAGCUGAAGGAUAUCUUGAAUCGAGAGAAACCAGAAACCGCAGCUAAUUCGACGCACUCAGUGGACACCGCGAGUUUCCAUCAUUCUGAUGUGCGCUCUACGGAUCUUAAUGCUAUGGAUGAGUCGAUCAUCGUUAGCCGCGCUGAACCACCAGCUGAACAGGAGAUUCCAAGCGAGGAGCAUCAGAAGCCUGAGAGCACGGAUUACACGCUUGGUUCUGUCAGACUUAGUGUAAUGCAGGUUGAACAGUUGGUACAUAUUUUUUUUGAAAAGUACCAUCCAAUGCUACCCUUUCUGGAGGAGUCUCGAACGCCUGCGGAGUACUACAGAGCAUCAAGACUUCUAUUUUGGUCUAUAAUUGCGGUGUCCGCAAGAAAUUUCUCGACAGAUCCUUCUCUGUUGAUGAAACUUACUCCCGCACUAAGCGAGCUCUUAUGGAAGACAAUCACUUCGAACCCCAUCUCUCUCGCUCAAGUCCAGGCGUUGAUCCUCAACUCCUGUUGGCCGCUGCCAAAUUUUCGCUUCUGGAGUGAUAAAUCUCCCGUCUACGCCAAUCUUGCUCUAAUCUAUGCCACCCAUUUGGGAUUGCAUAUGCCAGGACAUGAGCAAGAAUAUUCCCAAAAAAAGGUUCCUUCAACAAAUAUUCAUAUAGUGGAGCGAUCUAAUGCCUGGAUAGCCUGUAGAAUAGUGGCUCAGAGUGUCACGAUAAAUUUAGGUCUUCCACCGCUCGCGCCUCUCGGGUACAACUUCUCUCAGGCACAUGAAGAGGACAUGACCUUGAAUAUUCCUCUACAUUUAAAACACAACUUCCUGAUUCAGAAUUCCAGCUUUAGGGCAACUCAAGUACUAUUUAGCCUAAGAGAGUCGUCUUCAACAUAUACGCCUACGGACACCUACGCGGAACUAGAGUCGAUAGAAAACGACUUCUAUUUAUUACAUCAAAGUCUUGAGAAGGAACUAUCUUUCAUUAACUCCGUUCGUCUCUCAGGAGCAAUAUUACUGUUCCAAUGUCUGUACUUCGUGCAAGACAAGUCGCAGCGGAGGAAGCAGAGAAAAGAAGGCAUUCUCCGUGCUUACGAGACGGCGACCAAGUUGAUCACGACAGCUAUUUCGCAUGACUCGGCACACGAAGAGUUGUUGUACUCUCCAGUAAUUGUUGGGCGUUUGAUUUUCGUCGCUGCUCUGGUCAUUUUUCGUGUUCUUCAUUCUAUCUAUGCUACUGCCACCACGAUAUCAGGUCAACAACCAGAUCGCAACGCAGGUCAAAUAUUAUAUAACUCCGCCUGUUUUGCUAUCCGCCGUUGCUCAGUUCAAAGCAAUGGCAGAGAUUUUUCAAUGCGCAUGGCGGAUCUACUAAAGGCUUUAUGGCGUGGGGGUGAGAAUGACGCCGAGCUCUGUAGCCAAGAACCAACUGUCAAAGUGCAGAGCCGCUUGGGUGCGGGUAUAGUAUUCGACUGUUUACAAAUUUGGCGUGGGUAUGGAAACCCCUCUAAAGAUCCCUCUCGAGAGUGCAGUCGUGGAAACAGUAAUACUCGAAACGGACCGCAGCAGCAGCAAAAUUCGCUCGGCCAGACUUCCAGCUAUCAGCCUCAGUCAUUUGCGACGUUGCAGCAGGGGUCGGUAGGGUCGGAAUGGGUGAAUGACUCAAGCCUACCCAUAGACCUAUUUGAUGGUGUUAUGAGUGGUGGAUGGGAAGAAAUGCUAAACCCAGAUUGGAAUUUCCUGGACGAAUUUCAUCAAAAUACGCAGGACUGGGAACUUUAA